CCUUUCCUUGGUGCGAGUCCGCCGCGCGCGCCUCUCCUGUGCUGUGCUCGGCCCCAACCGCCGCCCGCCUCUGCCGCCGCGCGUGCCCGUGCCAGCCCCCCAUGGAAGAUUCGAUGGACAUGGACAUGAGCCCCUUGAGGCCCCAGAACUACCUUUUCGGUUGUGAACUAAAGGCAGACAAAGAUUACCACUUUAAAGUGGAUAAUGAUGAAAAUGAGCACCAACUGUCUUUGAGAACGGUCAGUUUGGGGGCUGGUGCAAAGGAUGAGUUACACAUUGUUGAAGCAGAAGCUAUGAAUUACGAAGGCAGUCCAAUUAAAGUCACACUGGCAACUUUGAAAAUGUCUGUACAGCCAACGGUUUCACUUGGAGGCUUUGAAAUCACACCCCCAGUGGUUCUGCGGUUGAAGUGUGGUUCCGGGCCUGUGCAUAUCAGUGGGCAGCAUUUGGUGGCUGUAGAGGAAGAUGCAGAGUCAGAAGAUGAAGAGGAGGAUGAUGUGAAACUAUUAAGCAUAUCCGGAAAACGGUCUGCCCCUGGAAGUGGCAGUAAGGUUCCUCAGAAAAAAGUAAAGCUUGCUGCUGAUGAAGAUGAAGAUGAUGAAGACGACGAUGAUGAUGAUGACGAUGAUGAUGAUGAAGAAGAUUUUGAUGACGAGGAAGCUGAAGAAAAAGCUCCAGUAAAGAAAUCUAUAAGAGAUACUCCAGGCAAAAAUUCACAAAAAUCAAACCAGAAUGGAAAAGACUCAAAACCUUCAACACCAAGAUCAAAAAGUCAAGAAUCCUUCAAAAAACAGGAAAAAUCUCCUAAAACGCCAAAAGGACCCAGUUCUGUAGAAGACAUCAAGGCAAAAAUGCAAGCAAGUAUAGAGAAGGGUGGUUCUCUUCCCAAAGUGGAAGCCAAAUUUAUCAAUUACGUGAAAAACUGCUUCCGGAUGACCGACCAGGAGGCUAUUCAAGAUCUCUGGCAGUGGAGGAAGUCUCUUUAAGAAAAUAGUUUAAACAGUUUGUUAAAAAAUUUUCCGUCUUAUUUCAUUUCUGUAACAGUUGAUAUCUGGCUGUCCUUUUUAUAAUGCAGAGUGAGAACUUUUUCCCUGCCGUGUCUGAUAAAUGUUGUCCAGGUUUCAUUGCCAAGAAUGUGUUGUCCAAAAUGCCUGUUUAGUUUUUAAAGAUGGAACUCCACCCUUUUACUUGGUUUUAAGUAUGUAUGGAAUGUUAUGAUAGGACAUAGUAGUAGAGGUGGUCAGACAGAUGGAAAUGGUGGGGAGACAAAAAUAUACAUGUGAAAUAAACUCAGUAUUUUAAUAAAGUA
Messenger RNA from Suncus etruscus (white-toothed pygmy shrew), 1309 nucleotides. RefSeq names its product nucleophosmin 1 (gene NPM1). Gene Ontology annotation, molecular function: RNA binding; chromatin binding; histone binding. The transcript is spliced from 11 exons. The record is from RefSeq and is a predicted model, not a curated record. Gene Ontology annotation, cellular component: nucleolus; centrosome; cytoplasm. NCBI's taxonomy places the organism in Eukaryota, Metazoa, Chordata, Mammalia, Eulipotyphla, Soricidae. Gene Ontology annotation, biological process: ribosomal small subunit export from nucleus; regulation of centrosome duplication; chromatin remodeling. The coding region runs from base 102 to 986 and encodes 294 amino acids.